AUGUCUGCAUCAGUCAAGAGAAAGAGACUUGCCUCAGGCUUGACUGUGACGCAAAAAGUUUUUGUCAGAUCUAGAAAUGGAAAUGCAACAAAAAUUGUCAGAGAGCAUUAUAUCAGAGACGAUAUUCCAUGUUUUUCCAAAGCUUGUGAUAAGUGUAUUGAGUGCUACAAACCUGGUCCCUCGGGUGAAGUUCCACAUCCGAUUUUGUCGGAAUCCCCUCUAGCGUUGACGAAAGGUAAAAUAGGGAAGCACUAUGUUGUGGUUGACACGAACAUUGUACUCAAUGCUAUUGACAUUUUAGAAAACGAUAAGGUGUUUUAUGAUGUCAUUGUCCCACAAACAGUUUUGAAUGAGGUUCGUAAUCAGAGCUAUCCUAUAUACAUGAGACUAAGAACGUUGACAAAAAACGAAGAGAAAAGGUUUGUUGUGUUCCACAAUGAAUUUAAGGUCGAAACAUACGUGCCAAGAAAGCAAGGUGAAAUUAUCAAUGAUUAUAACGACAGAUUGAUCAGGCAAACAGCCAAGUAUUACAACAACCAUCUUUCAGAUGCUGGAAUAUCAGUUUUACUCAUUACUGGUGAUAAGGCCAAUAAGGAACUGGCUGUCAAAGACGGUGUUAUGUCCUACACAAUCCACGAAUAUAUUAAACUACUGCCAGAUUCCGAGGAAUUGAACGAUUUGUUACCAUCCACCGAGAAUUUUGAAAAGCAAAUAAACGAAAUCAAAUACCCAGAAUACUAUUCCUCGGCUAGACUAAUGGGUGGUAUCAAAAAUGGAAGUUUAUACCAGGGUAACAUCAGUAUCUCAUCAUACAACUUUUUGGAAGGUAGUGUUAUGACAUCAGCUAUUCCUAAACCGCUUUUGAUUUUAGGUAGAGAGAACUUGAACAGAGCUUUCAACGGUGAUAACGUUGUGAUUGAACUUCUGCCUAAAAGCAAGUGGAAAAAACCUUCAACUCAAAUCAUUGACGAAGAAACUAUCGACAAAGAUGGAUUAGGGGACGACGAUGACAAUGAGGUUAUAAUCAGUGAUAAGGAAAGAAAGUUGUUAACUCAGGAAGCUAUCAAGGCACAGACAACAGAAAACGAAGACGAAAAGAUAUCACCAACUGGUAGAGUUGUCGGAAUAGUGAAGAGAAGUUGGAGGCUUUACGUCGGACAGCUUUCACCAAACGCUGUCAACAAAAAUGAGGUUGUAAGCAACUCGGCUAAAAACUGUUUUGUGAUAUUAAUGGACAGAUCUUUGCCUAAGAUUAGAAUUAGAACACGGAGGGCGAAGGAGUUGAUGGGCAAAAGAAUUGUCGUUGCUAUUGACAGCUGGAAUUCAAACUCUAAAUUUCCAAGUGGGCAUUUUGUCAGAACAUUAGGUGAGAUUGAAGAUAAAGAUGCGGAGCAAGAGGCCUUACUAUUGGAGCAUGAUGUUGAAUACAGACCGUUCUCUAAAAACGUUUUAGCAUGCUUGCCAAAGGAAGGACACGAUUGGAAUGUUGCUGAUUACAUUAGUAACGGUGACCCACUAUUGGAGAAAAGAAAGGACUUGAGGGAUAGACUUAUUUGCUCGAUUGAUCCUCCAGGAUGUGUCGAUAUUGACGAUGCCUUACAUGCAAGAAAAUUACCUAAUGGUAACUAUGAAGUUGGUGUCCAUAUUGCAGAUGUUACUCAUUUUGUUAAAGCGGGUACACCUCUAGAUCAGGAAGGUGCAUCCAGAGGUACUUCUGUUUAUCUUGUUGAUAAGAGAAUUGAUAUGUUGCCAAUGUUGUUGGGUACCGAUUUAUGUUCAUUAAAGCCAUACGUUGAUAGAUUUGCGUUUUCUGUCUUGUGGGAAAUGGACGAAGACGCUAACAUUUUGAAUGUUAGUUUCACGAAGUCAAUCAUUAAGUCUAGAGAAGCAUUUGCUUAUGAACAAGCCCAAAUACGUAUUGAUGAUAAGUCUCAGCAAGACGAAUUAACACUCGGAAUGAGAAUUUUGUUAAAGCUUUCCAAAAAGUUGAAGCAGAAGAGAUUGGACGCUGGAGCAUUGAACUUGGCCUCGCCUGAAGUUAAGGUGCAUACUGAUAGUGAAACUUCUGAUCCGAAUGAGGUGGAAAUCAAAAAGUUGCUUGACACCAACUCAUUAGUUGAGGAAUUUAUGUUGUGUGCUAAUAUUUCCGUUGCAAGAAAAAUAUAUGAUGCCUUCCCCCAAGUUGCGAUGCUACGUCGUCAUGGUGAACCACCGGCUACUAACUUUGAGUUAUUGAAUGAUAUGCUUCGGAUCAAAAAGGGACUAUCGAUUUCCACCGAAAGCAGCAAGUCUUUAGCAGACUCAUUAGACAGAUGUGUUGAUCCUAAAGAUCCAUAUUUCAAUACCUUGAUUAGAAUUAUGGCUACGAGAUGCAUGAUGGCAGCUGAAUAUUUUGCUUCGGGAAAUUUCAGCUAUGCUGACUUUAGGCAUUAUGGUUUGGCCGUGGACAUUUACACACAUUUCACGUCGCCCAUUCGUAGAUACUGUGAUGUUGUUGCACAUCGUCAGCUAGCAGCUGCGAUUGAUUACGAGCCAUUGCAUGAAAUCCAUAUGGACAAGACUAAGAUGGAUUUGGUUGUAAAAAAUAUCAACAAACGUCACAGAAACGCACAAUUUGCCGGUAGAGCAAGUAUAGAAUAUUAUGUUGGUCAAGUGAUGAAAAACAAUCAAAGUGAUCAGGAAGGUUACAUUAUCAAAGUCUUUUCGAAUGGUGUUGUUGUGUUGGUUCCUCAAUACGGUGUAGAGAGUUUGAUUAAGUUGGAAGUUCUUGGAGAUGUGAACUCUGCCGAAUUUGACGAAGAUAACUACACAUUGAAAUUCUCCGACAAAUCAGGAAAGCGCAGAAGUGUCUCUGUUUUCGACAGAGUGGAUGUUUCUAUUCAUUCCAUUCUUGAUGAUUAUACAGGAAAAAGAAGGGUCCAGCUUUUAUUGAAAUGA
Messenger RNA from Pichia membranifaciens NRRL Y-2026, 2937 nucleotides. RefSeq lists its product as hypothetical. Lineage: Eukaryota; Fungi; Ascomycota; Pichiomycetes; Pichiales; Pichiaceae. Gene Ontology annotation, cellular component: cytoplasmic exosome (RNase complex); nuclear exosome (RNase complex). The transcript has a single exon. The record is from RefSeq and is a predicted model, not a curated record. Gene Ontology annotation, molecular function: RNA binding; endonuclease activity; 3'-5'-RNA exonuclease activity. Gene Ontology annotation, biological process: rRNA catabolic process. The coding region runs from base 1 to 2937 and encodes 978 amino acids.